AUCACAUCACCAUCUUCUUCGCUCAGCAUCGCAUAGGCGGGAGGGAAGCUCAAAACAUAACACGCAGGAUUGAAGUGCUCAGGAGGAAUUGGUUUGGGUUCAGAAAACCAAUCUUUCUUGACACACGGUUUCACAUACAUAGUCUCAUUUUGCCCUGCCUUCUUUUUCACAACCAGUCAAACUGAUCCCGUCAUGGCGCUGAUCGAGGGCUGGUUGCCGCCCACUCGGGAGAACUGGGAGACUCUCACCAUCGUGUGGCAGCUUUGCUGGCCCGUGUUUGGCUCGCUGCAAUACUUCAUCAGCUGGUACGGUAUGGGCAAGACGUCGGUCCAGAGCCGCCUCAACAUCCCCGGCCGCCUCGCCUGGUUCCUGAUGGAGAUCCCUGGCGUCACUACCCUGCUGUACAUCAUGAACACCCUCCCCGCCCAGCUCGGCAUCCACGACCUGCCGUGGCAGAACAAGGUGCUCGCCGGCCUAUUCACGAUCCACUACGCCUAUCGCGCAGUCAUCUUCCCCAUCGUGCAGCCCUCCAUGUCGCCCAUCCACCUCCUCGUCGCCCUCUCCGCCCUGUCAUUCCAGCUAAUGAACGGCGCCUGCCUGGGCAGCUACCUCGCCGCCUACGGGCCCACCACAAAGACCCAGUGGGAUGCCGCCCUCGGCUUCGGCGGCGUCGCCCAGUUCGUUGCCGGCAUCGCCAUCUUCUAUGUCGGCCUCGCCGGCAACUACUUUCACGACGAGGAGCUCCGCGAGAUCCGCCGCGCCGAGCAGCGGCGCCAGGAAAAGGCCGUCGCUGCCAGCAAAGGCGGCAACGGCGGCAAGGGUGUGCACAAGCACUAUCGCAUCUCCGAGGCCAUGCUGUUCCGCUACAUGCUGUACCCGCACUACUUUUGCGAGUGGAUCGAAUGGUUCGGCUUCUGGAUGGCGAGCGGCUGGAGCGUCCCGGGCCGGGCUUUCCUGCUCAACGAGAUCUUUGUCAUGUUCCCUCGCGCGAGGAGCGGGAGGCGCUGGUAUGUCGACCAGUUUGGCGAGGAGAAGAUCCGGAGGAAGUGGACCAUCGUUCCGGGCGUCUACUGAGGCGAGCGCGGGGGUGCGGUGAUCCGUUCAGUCUUUGGUGCGUGAACCCUUAACUCCAGGGAAGUCACAGUUAAAUAGGCGAGUUUGAAGAUUAUUGUGUAAGCCAUAAGCGCCGACGGCCUAUACAGGCACAGCAUAAGCGUAGAUCUGCGGCUGCUCGCUUACCAACAAUGGGAGGCCCUAUUUCCCUAUGCAA
Messenger RNA from Colletotrichum destructivum, 1270 nucleotides. Its product is annotated as Putative 3-oxo-5-alpha-steroid 4-dehydrogenase. The record is from RefSeq and is a predicted model, not a curated record. Gene Ontology annotation, molecular function: 3-oxo-5-alpha-steroid 4-dehydrogenase activity. Gene Ontology annotation, biological process: steroid metabolic process. The transcript is spliced from 3 exons. Lineage: Eukaryota; Fungi; Ascomycota; Sordariomycetes; Glomerellales; Glomerellaceae. Gene Ontology annotation, cellular component: membrane. The coding region runs from base 193 to 1074 and encodes 293 amino acids.